Messenger RNA from Neltuma alba, 1589 nucleotides. RefSeq lists its product as uncharacterized. Bases 466 to 1467 code for a protein of 333 amino acids. Lineage: Eukaryota; Viridiplantae; Streptophyta; Magnoliopsida; Fabales; Fabaceae. The record is from RefSeq and is a predicted model, not a curated record. The transcript has 3 exons.
ACUCUCUCUUUCUGUCAUAUCUGGGUGAUUCCUUAAUGCAACAUGCAACUAUUUUGUUAGUAUUUUAAUGUUCCAUGGAUCUCUAAUUCACUCCUCUCUCUCUCUCUGCACUUCUCAGAAUUCUAUGGUUUGAUGCAGAAACCUCUUCUUAUUCUUCCUUCCAACACACUUCAUUCCUCAGAUACAACUUCACUCUCUUCACAAAUGGCUCUGUUGCGAAUCUGUUUCUAGCUUCCUUUUGUUUUCUUCUUUCUUCUUGUUAUAAACUCCUCCCCCCCUCAAAAAAAAAAAAGUACUUGAAGAUUCCAACUUUUUGAAACCAGUCAUCUAUUCCUGAGUCCACAAGAAAGUCUCAGGAACUUGAACUUUUGGCAAAUAUAGGAUCUGAUUUUUUUUUUUUUAAAAAAAACAUUGUGUGUAGACUUGAAGUUUUGUGAUAUUAUUCUCUGUGAAUCAUACUUGAGAAUGAGAUCUGUGGAAGAAAAAGGGUGCUAUGGCCAUCAAACGCAGGAGACUUCAAAUCCAAGUGCCGUUUAUUUCGAAUUUCACAAGGGGACCAACCGUACCACUCUGGGAAAACCCACACCGUCUAAGUGGGACGACGCUCAAAAGUGGCUCGUAGGGUUGUCGUCUUUGUCAAGAGGAGGCGAGAAAAGCCAGUCUAAGAACAAACCCAGGAACUCAAACGCAGAUGACUUGAGAUUAAUAGCUCCUGUUCCACAGAAAGAGCAAGAUUUUGAUGAGAAAGAAGAGGAAGACGAAGAAGAACGCAGCACAACUUGCCAGCACGAAGCAGAGGAAACAAAGAAGGUAGAAUGCGACGAGUCGUUUUGGCGAAUCAACAGGCCGGCGAGCCAAAACGCAUCAUGUGUUCGAUCGAUAUGUGUGAGAGAUAUGGGGACGGAGAUGACGCCUAUAGCUAGCCAAGAGCCUUCGAGAACGGCGACGCCGAUCAGAGCCACAACUCCGGCGAGUCGAAGCCCCGUUCAUUCAGGGACUUCUACGCCAUUGAGGAGUUCAAAUGGGGGUAAUAGUGGAAAUACGAGAAGUUAUGUGGCAGAACAAUCAAGCCCCUCCAAGAAGACGGAGAAUCCAGCUAAGAAAUUAAGCCCUCUCGAAAGCAGAGCAUUGGCAUGGGAUGAAGCAGAAAGAGCCAAAUACAUGGCAAGGUUCAAGCGUGAGGAGGUAAAGAUUCAGGCCUGGGAAAACCAUCAGAUAAGAAAAGCUGAGAUGGAAAUAAAGAAAAUGGAGGUGAAAGCUGAGAGAAUGAAAGCUCGGGCACAAGAGAGGCUAGCAAACAAAGUAGCGGCAACAAGGAGGGUGGCAGAAGAGAAGAGAGCUAACGCAGAAGCUAAGCUUAAUGAAAAAGCUUUGAGGACUUCCGAAAGAGCUGACUACAUCAGAAGGACAGGACAUGUCCCUUCUUCUUUCUCUCUCCACUUUAAGUUCCCUUCCCUUUGCUGGUAGCAUUCUAUUGUAUUCUAUUAAUAUCAAUAUCAACUAGCUACUCCUACCACUACUAGCUACUUUUGUGUAUCAUUGCUCAUCUUAAUUUUACACUCAAAUUAAUUGCACAUAAUAAUCUCUCA